This is a messenger RNA of Capsella rubella, 465 nucleotides long. RefSeq lists its product as uncharacterized. Bases 1 to 465 code for a protein of 154 amino acids. The transcript has 2 exons. The record is from RefSeq and is a predicted model, not a curated record. Gene Ontology annotation, molecular function: zinc ion binding. Lineage: Eukaryota; Viridiplantae; Streptophyta; Magnoliopsida; Brassicales; Brassicaceae.
AUGAGCGACUACUCGUCGAGUUCAUAUAGUUCAGCACAUGGUGCUUACCCUCUAGAUCUUCCGACGAAUUGCGGAUGUUGGUGUGGUAACGAUAUCAUCACAUACAUAUCGAAGACAAAGGAAAACCCUUACCGUAUCUUCUAUAGAUGCUCGAUUGCUUUGAAGAGGCCGAAUGAAUCGCAUUUCUUCAAAUGGGUUGAUGAGGCAUCGGUUGAAGAAAUUAAGAUGGUCGACGAAAAGGUAAAGAGAAUAGAAGAAGAUGUGACAGACUUAAGGCAUAAUGUUACUCAAAAUUUAUAUCUUCAAAAAGAAAUGUUUGACAAGCUUGAGGAAGAACUGGGUAAGAAGCUUGAGGAAAAAUUGAUGAAAAAGAUUGAGGAUGAUAUGGGUAAGACAGCUUUUAGGACAAUUUGUCUACUCUCUGUAAUAGGAAUCAUAAUUGUAUGGCUAUGGGAGAGAAUGUAA